AUGGGCCCCCUUUUAAAAGGGCUUUUUAAGUGCGUUCGCUCUCUGGCUUAUAGGCCUGCUCUGAAAAUUGGCGACGCCGACGACGACGAGAGAAAGAAGCCGGCACCCGCAGGGUGGAAUAGCCUACCCCUCGAGCUGUGCAUCCAAGUAUGGCAACAUCUUGCCGACUCGGGCGAGCCUCUCGCCUCACACGCGACCGUCUGCCGGGAAUGGCAGCGCCACCUCGAGAAGCACACCUUUGGCACCCUCAAUGUCAAGUCGUCCGACAUCGACACCUUUCGAGACGUCGUCCGAGGCGAACGCCGCAAGCACGUCCGCCGCAUCAACCUCAUCAUCGAGCUCCCCGACAAAAGCGUCCGCCCGGCUCGGCAGUCGUUCCCCCCCGGGCUCCAGGAUCCCGGUCCCUUUUGGACGACGGGAGUUCCGGCCUUGGUCGUGCGCGAGAUGCUGGAGCUUACCCUCCCAGGCUUCAGAGAGAAGGCCCUUAUGAGUGCCUUCAUCUUCUCGCAACGAUUUGACAAUAACGUCGCCUUUACCCACUCGUUGUGGUUCUUCUUUCACGCCUUGAGUCUCUGGGAUCCCCACGACGACGCCUCUCCCUGGGGACUAGCAGUCUAUAUCAUCGCGCCGACGUUUAGCCUCUGGCAACGCGAAGCGGCAGCCGCCAAGAGCAUUAUCCAGGCAAAUCCAACCUUGCAGCUGGCAGGAACGCCCACCGAUUCCUGGUUGCCGCCCCCACUGAGGGACCAGAUAAUCCGAUCGGCCGAGAGAGAUUUCAACGUCAACCUCGACUGGAACUUCAGCCAGCUGUUUCGCCACGCGACCGAGGGCUCCGCCAAAUCCUUCCCCGUGGCGCCGGUCGUGACUAGCCUGUGUGUCCCGAGCCUCACAGUCCGCAAAACCGCACCAAAAGUCCUCUUCGACUUGCUCCUUCGCCUUCCGUCGGUACGAGACUUUGUGUGGGAGAUCUGGCCGCACGCCACGAUAGACGACAAGAUCGACUUCGAAUACGAUGUCUACGACGGACUCCGACGUCUCGAGUGUGCCUCUGCAGCUCGUCGUCUCGCCCACAUUCGGCUGCACCAGGUGCAAGAGUAUGACUUUGAUCGGCCAGUCUACCUCGACCAGCACGUGAGACAGAGGUGCAACUCGCCUGAACUUGGUGCUGAGCUCGCCCUUAUGGCUAGGCGCCUGAGGCACGUCGAAAUUCUGUACCGCGUCGGCACGCACCCCUUCUUGUGCGGGACGUGCGCCUAUACGCCAGUGGCCGUGCCUAGAGAGAGUGUGUACUGGGAGACUCUGCAGCGGCUCACGCUCCUGCUCGGUGAAGAUAUCAUCGAUGAAGCCCCGGCGAUGGACCAUGAGGUGCUUUACCAUGCGGUCCGCGCGACAUCGAGGAUGCCCAAUCUUAGGGGACUGGUGCUGUACAACGCGAACCAAGGGACAGAUCAAGACUAUGCACUGGUCAGUUACAUGGUGCAACCAGACAGGUCAGCCACUAUCUGCGUGCGAUGCACUUGGGAGUUCGAGUUGGGUACGAGAUUGUGGCGGGCCUGGGAGCACACAGGCCGCGAGCUGCAUUUCGACAUUAAAAGAGCGACGACGGCAGAGACUCGAUACCUAAUCAAGUACCAUGCGAGGAAGAACAGCGCCGCAUAG
Purpureocillium lilacinum is the source of this 1659-nucleotide messenger RNA. RefSeq lists its product as uncharacterized. Lineage: Eukaryota; Fungi; Ascomycota; Sordariomycetes; Hypocreales; Ophiocordycipitaceae. The record is from RefSeq and is a predicted model, not a curated record.